This is a messenger RNA of Cajanus cajan (pigeon pea), 524 nucleotides long. NCBI's taxonomy places the organism in Eukaryota, Viridiplantae, Streptophyta, Magnoliopsida, Fabales, Fabaceae. The record is from RefSeq and is a predicted model, not a curated record.
AGUACCAUGGAUUCCAUGAGUGACACUUCUUUGCAAGCAGAACAUGUUAGAUAUUUGUUACCUCCUGAUAUUUUUGAAGAAUUGUUUUCUGAAAUUACACCAAAUCAGGAUGAAAAUCAAUCUGAUAGUGGUAAUAUCACCAAUGGCAAGGACAAGGCUGUUGUUCAGACAAUUGUUUCUAAUCAUGAGCAAUCAACUCAUGAACUCGUUCCUAGUUACCAGGGUGUUGAGAAAAAUGUGGAAAAUUUACCAAUACAACAAAAAUAUACUUGGGCACAAAUUGUUAAAGGAGAGCAUAGGAACCAUGCAACUUCAUCAAUGUCUGAAACAUCAUUUCCUCCGCUGUUAUCCACCGUGAGAUAUCAGAAACCAGAAGGUAGGAUCAGGAAACAACCUAGUUCGAAAUCGGAGCUAUGGAAGUAAAAGGAACCUAAAGCCAAUAUGAGAUGGCAUUACUUGAUGAAUAUGUUUAAGUUGAACUGUGGCAAGAAACAACAACUAAAUAAUAAGGAUGUGAACUUGUA